Molecule: messenger RNA, 929 nt
Organism: Hyaloscypha bicolor E
Lineage: Eukaryota; Fungi; Ascomycota; Leotiomycetes; Helotiales; Hyaloscyphaceae
Exons: 1
Coding region: 206-679 (157 amino acids)
Source: RefSeq, a predicted model, not a curated record
CUACACUCCUCGUCAUCAACAUGAGAAGAUAUAAAGAUGCCCAGCCUCGCUGUCAACAAUACUCAAUCAUCAUCAAGACCUGGCUGUCUUCUCUGAUCACCACCUCAAUUCACCUCCACGCAUUCAAUUUGUCUGAUUUAAUAAUCUACUCUCCUCUAAAUUAUAUUUCUGAAAGGUCAUUCCAAAGCAAGAUCCUCUACUUAUCAUGCAUUUCUCCACCUCAACACUCCUCCUUAUCCUCGGCAGCAGCCUGGCGCUUGCUGCUCCUUUGCCGGGCGCAGACUUGACCGACCUUUCUCUUAGAGAAGCUUUGGCAGCUCCUCCACCAGGACCACCUCCACUAAGCCUACCUCCCCCACCCCAGAACGGUGGCAACCAGCCCCCUCCUCCCCACGUUCGAGACAUCGAAAUCGACGAACGUGCUCCUCCUCCAGGGCCCCCUCCUCCACCUAAAAAUGGAGGCAUCCGUCCGCCUCCACCACAUGUCCGUGAUGUUGACGAGAAGCUAGGGGAGAGGGCUCCUCCGAGAGGUCCGCCUCCUCACAACAAUGGAGGCAACCGUCCCCCACCACCACAUGUCCGCGAUGUUGAUGAGAAUCUGGCGGAGAGGGCUCCCCCGAGAGGUCCGCCUCCUCCUCACAACAACGGAGGCAAUCGCCCCCCACCACCACAUGUUUAGAUUGCAAUCGUGAUAGGUCUCAACUGCUGAGAUCUGAGCUGCAGUUGGAAUUGGAAUUGGAGUUGCGGCUGUUGGGGGAUGUUGGGACUGGGGCUGUUUGGAAGGCUUGGUUGGUUGGCUGGUGGGGGGUUUUGGCUUGGGAAAGGAGACAGUUAGUCUGUAGCUGAAUGGAGUGGGAUCCAGGAUCCCUUUUUUUUUUAACCCUUUGUUCCAAGUUUUCGAUGAGGAGCUCUUACUGAGGCCAUUAGCG